AUGGAAAAGAAUCGAGUAAAGGCUCGAACACCUAUCAGUCGUCAGAAUGCUAAAUCUGUAGGUGGUUUUAAGAAUUCUCAGAAUUUCCCUGUUAUUGAAAGAAAAGGAAACUCCAUAGGAUUUGAUAAAUUCAAGGAUGGAUUUGUGAACUCAAUGGAAAACACCCCAGUUCGACGGACAACAAAUAGAAAAGGCGAUCCAAAUAGUAGCUGUAAUCGUAAGUGUCAAAGCACCGAAAGCUAUAGAACAAGAACUAAGCUUGAAAGUUCUGAGAGAGCUAAGGGAAUGUGUUUUUCACCAGCUUUCAAAUUAAAAUUUAGCCAUAACGUAUUUAUUUCUUUGGGUUCACUUUUAGAGCUACAGAAAAAGUAUUACCUUAAAGGAGUAAUUGGGCAGGGUUCCUAUGGAGUUGUAAGAGUUGCAGUAGAGAGUCAGACAAAAGCAAUCCGGGCAAUAAAAAUAAUGAAUAAGAACAAGAUCAGACAAAUUAAUCCAAAAGAUGUGGAAAGAAUUAAGACGGAGGUUCGCUUAAUGAAGAAAUUACACCAUCCAAAUAUUGCUCGUCUUUACGAAGUUUAUGAGGACGAGCAAUACAUAUGUUUGGUUAUGGAGCUUUGCCAUGGUGGGCAUUUGUUGGACAGACUUAAUGUUUCUAUUGAUGAUUCUACAGGGAAAUGCGUGCUAGAUAUGGGUGAAACUCAAAUAUGCCCUUGCCCAGAAUGCAACGAAGAGGCAAUAAAUGGAACUGUACGAGGGUUUAGAACAUCUUUAGAAUUCAUGCAAAGGGAAGAACUUAUUUCUAAAAUUAUGCGUCAGAUUUUUAGUGCUCUUCAUUAUCUUCAUAAUCAGGGAAUUUGCCAUAGAGAUAUUAAACCUGAAAACUUUUUGUUUUCUACUAAUAAGAGUUUUGAAGUCAGGCUUGUUGACUUUGGCCUAUCUAAGGAGUUUUAUAAAUUGAACAAUGGAGAGUUUUAUGGGAUGACUACAAAAGCUGGAACACCUUAUUUUGUUGCUCCUGAAGUUCUUAAUAGCACAAAUGAAUCUUAUGGCCCAAAAUGUGAUGUUUGGAGUGCAGGCGUGCUACUUCAUUUAUUACUUAUGGGAACUGUACCAUUCCCAGGGGCAAAUGAUGCAGACACUAUUUCACAGGUAUUAAAUAAACAGCUUUGUUUUGAAGACUCAAACUAUAACAUUCUUUCUUCUCUCGCGAAAGAUUUACUUUCAAAGCUACUAAAUCGUAACGUAGAGGAAAGAUUGGAUGCUAAGAGAGCUCUACAGCACCCUUGGAUAAGUCAGUUUUCUGAUGGAAUUUAUAGAAUGAGUUCUAUUGGUGAAAUUGAAACACAUGAAUUACAUUCAUCUAAGAACAAUCUGUUUGGAACCACUGAGCACAGCUCAUUUCAAAUUUCAAUGCUUAAGUCUUUAAGAAGAUAUUACGUCUCUCCUCUGUUAAAAAAGAUUGCCUUGACUGUAAUCGCAAGGUAUUGCCCAGAUAAAUGGAUAGAAAACCUAAGAAACGUCUUUUAUAAAUUAGACACCCGACAAAUUGGUAAAAUUAAACUUUGCGAUUUGCGUGUCGCCACUCAGCAAAUCGCAGCUCAACAGAAACUUAGAGUUCCACAGCAUCACAUAGAUCUUCUUUUGGAUGCAGUAGAUAGCGAUGGAAAUGGGGAAAUCGACUACAUUGAAUUUGUUGCUGCCGCAAUUUCUCCGAGACUAUCUUGCAGGAAGGAUGUAUUAACUAUGGCUUUUAAAAUGCUGGACCAGGAUGAAGAUGGACUAAUUUCUACAAGAGAUAUCAAAAAACUAAUUAGUAAUGAAAAAAUUUUACUAAGCUCCGCAACAGUACUCGAAGCUGGAGAGGACAGCAUUUUAGAAGACCUUAAUGUUGAAGUCACCAGGAUUACUGGGAAAGGGAAUGGGAAUGUCACGGGAGUUUCUUUUCAGGCAUUUGAAAAACUACUUAACACAAGUUACGACAAGGUUUGUAGGUGCUAUCACGGCCCUAGAGAGGGGGAGAGCAGAGGAGUGCUUCCAGUAUGUGGUGAAGACAGUAUGGAUACUUGGUAUGAUGACUUACUUUCUUGCAAUACAGAAAAUGAAAAUCCGGGACAAUUUUUAAUAGAAAAUGAGCCAAAGAUGAUUCAAAAAAAGGCUUCACUGUAUGUUUGCAGGCGUACAGGAUUUCGAGAUUUGCUAGCUUUGACUCAGGGAGCCGAGAAAAAGAAUAAAUUUCAAGCGGACAUGAGUAGGAAGAGAAGUCUGGUAAACCAUCAAGAAAGAGAUGAUUGGUAUAAUAGAGAUGGACCUCAAGGUGAUGGCAAAAGUAGAUGCGAAAUAAACGAACAGUGUAAUCUAGGGAUCGUAGGGUUUAUUGGAAAUGGAUUGGGGGUGAGAGUGGGAGGAAAUACAAAGAACCCCUCCAAAGUUCUGCUUUGUGAUAACUAA
This is a messenger RNA of Cryptosporidium ubiquitum, 2448 nucleotides long. Its product is annotated as calcium-dependent protein kinase. The coding region runs from base 1 to 2448 and encodes 815 amino acids. The record is from RefSeq and is a predicted model, not a curated record. The transcript has a single exon. Gene Ontology annotation, cellular component: nucleus; cytoplasm. Gene Ontology annotation, biological process: peptidyl-serine phosphorylation; protein autophosphorylation; intracellular signal transduction. Lineage: Eukaryota; Apicomplexa; Conoidasida; Eucoccidiorida; Cryptosporidiidae. Gene Ontology annotation, molecular function: calmodulin binding; calcium/calmodulin-dependent protein kinase activity; calcium ion binding.